This is a messenger RNA of Bicyclus anynana (squinting bush brown), 1332 nucleotides long. RefSeq names its product tektin-2. The coding region runs from base 1 to 1278 and encodes 425 amino acids. The record is from RefSeq and is a predicted model, not a curated record. NCBI's taxonomy places the organism in Eukaryota, Metazoa, Arthropoda, Insecta, Lepidoptera, Nymphalidae. Gene Ontology annotation, biological process: cilium assembly; cilium movement involved in cell motility. The transcript has 7 exons. Gene Ontology annotation, cellular component: microtubule cytoskeleton; nucleus.
AUGCAGUCUGUAGUAACAUUCGAGAAACCAUUACCACAUUUAAGUCUGCCGGAUUGGGAUGCUCGGCUGUACGGGCUGCAGGUGACCGCUGACACAAGAAGGGCUGAUGCUUUCGACCUUCGGCACAGUUCGCAUCAGCUUCGCAAUGAAACCACGAUCAAGACCAAUUGGGACAGCUACCACAAUAAUAACCGUCUUAGUGCAAGAGUAUACGAAAUAGAACAAUGGAAGUCAACCCUGCAAGAGUUAUUAGAUCGUAUAGAGAAAGAGAUGGGCGCUUUGAAGGAAGAGAAGGCGUCAACUGAACGAGAGCUCGAGCAGCUUAAUUUGCCACUUCUAGUGUGUUCCGAAUGCCUGUCAAACAGAGAUGGCAGGAGAAGCAGUGAACUGACUUAUGAUUUGGCUGAUACGGAGUUGAAGAAAGAACUGUGCGUCACUGAAAGCAAUAAGAAAUUAUUGAUUGACAGAUGUCAGUCGGCCUGGGAGAAAAUUAAUAAAUUGGAAGUGGUGAAAUUCAAACUACAACUAGACCUUAACGAUAAGAAUGAAACGCUUCAAAUUGACAAGGACAUGCUUAGUUUGGACAAGGACUGUGCUAACAUCACAUAUAAGACUGAUUCUUUGAAAACUCCAAAGAGAAUGAUCACAUACGAUCAGUGGUUAGACAAGUGUGAAGCUACAAAAAAAAUGGCGGAAGACGAACUUCAAGACACUCUGUUUCUUCGAGAGUCGCUGUUUGUCGCUCGUGGACGCGCGAGGAACACGCUGCGAGCUCAGACUGAUGUGACGAACUACAUGAUGAGACGGCGGAUUUAUGACACGCAGAGGGCUAGGAAUGAGUUGCAGUGGCAGAAAAUGAAGAUGGAAGAGAACAUGGACAAACUCGCUACAGAGCUGAAGACUAUCGGUGAACAGUUUGCUAACAAAGUAAACGCCUUGAAGGUGGCCGAAACGCGGCUAGAGACUCGUGGCUAUCGCCCUGGAAUUGAGCUGGCUUCCGAUGAAGCCGAUAUAGGUUUGAAGGAAGAAGUGCGCAACUUGAGGGAAACUAUUCGUCAGCUGCAAGAGAAACAAGAUUGUGCCAAGGCAACGUACAACGCGCUAGAAGCGGCAUCAAUCAAGAUUGCCAUAGACCUUAACGAUAAGGAACAGUCGUUAGAAACUGACACGCGCGCGCUUGAGAUGCGAGCCGCCUUGGAGCCCAAACGUCCUACUGGGACUGAUAAGAACCUGGUGCUAGCCAGCAUGGCAGAUGAAGUGCCGAAAAUGGAACAUUGAUUUGAACACGAAAAUUGCAUCCGUUUGUUUGAUAUUUUAUUAUUUUGUUUAGUA